AUGCUUGAUCUUGAUCAAACCAUUGAAAUUAUUCAAGAUUGUAAACAUGUACCCGAAGCGGAUGUAGAAGAACUUUGUACGAAAGCUAUAGAAUUACUUAUCGAUGAGGCUAAUAUACAACAAGUAGACACCCCAGUUACAAUUUGCGGAGAUAUUCAUGGACAACUCCAUGACCUUUUAACUUUAUUUAAGACAGGUGGAAAAUGCCCUGAUACCAGGUACCUAUUUUUAGGAGAUUUUGUAGAUAGAGGAUUUUACUCAUUAGAGUCGUUUCUUUUAUUGCUUGCAUUGAAAGUGAGGUACCCUGAUAGAAUCACACUCAUACGAGGGAACCAUGAACUGAGACAAAUUACAACGGUGUACGGUUUCUAUGAUGAGUGCAUCAGAAAAUAUGGAUCAGUAAACGUUUGGAGGCACUGUUGUGAAGUAUUCGACUACCUAUCGUUGGGCGCAGUAGUAGGUGGUAAAGGUGGGGUAUUUUGUAUACAUGGAGGCUUACUGCCUGAUAUAGAAACCAUAAACCAAAUUAGAGUAUUAGAUAGGAAACAAGAAGUACCACACGAAGGUGGGAUGUGUGACUUAUUAUGGUCAGAUCCUGAGGAUGUUCCAGGAUGGGCCAUAAGCCCGAGAGGUGCAGGUUACCUUUUUGGCAAGAAUGAAGUAGAUAAGUUUUUACAGUUGAACGAUAUAUCGUUGAUUGCCAGAGCACAUCAAUUGGUAAUGGAGGGCUAUAAAGAAAUGUUCGACCAAGGCUUGGUCACUGUAUGGAGUGCACCCAACUAUUGUUAUAGAUGUGGGAAUUUGGCUCUGGUUUUGACUAUAGACGACGAUUUAUCAAGGAAUUAUAAGGUAUUUGAAGCUGCUACACAGGAUGUAACCUCAAUACCGUCGAAGAAACCAGCUUUAGAUUACUUUAUAUAG
Dujonia railenensis is the source of this 921-nucleotide messenger RNA. NCBI's taxonomy places the organism in Eukaryota, Fungi, Ascomycota, Pichiomycetes, Serinales, Debaryomycetaceae. The record is from the annotation of a GenBank genome assembly.